AUGAGUGAGGCGUCUCAAGAUAAGCCUGACGGUGAAGCUUCCUGCUCAGACAGCCGGGGUUGGAACCAAGCUUCCAGCAUCAUCGUGCCGUACUUGAUCGAAAGAGUGCCCGAGUUCCAUAGCCUCACCGAUCUGCGGCACAGAGGGUGGAACAAUCCUGAAGGCGACAGGUUUUUUAAACUUCAACGCCAGAGAGCAGAUCAAUCCAACGAGAAAACGGCCGAGUACUUUUACCGACUAAUGUUAAGGAUCGGUCAGGAGAUCCAAGCUGCUACUGGGGCUUUCAGAAUUAUCAAUCCCUCCCCUCAACAGCCAGAGAUUCUUGACAUGUGCAUGGCGCCCGGAGGUUUCUGCAGACAGCACUGA
This is a messenger RNA of Verticillium alfalfae VaMs.102, 366 nucleotides long. RefSeq lists its product as hypothetical. The coding region runs from base 1 to 366 and encodes 121 amino acids. The record is from RefSeq and is a predicted model, not a curated record. Lineage: Eukaryota; Fungi; Ascomycota; Sordariomycetes; Glomerellales; Plectosphaerellaceae. The transcript is spliced from 2 exons.